Molecule: messenger RNA, 2613 nt
Organism: Paralichthys olivaceus (Japanese flounder)
Lineage: Eukaryota; Metazoa; Chordata; Actinopteri; Pleuronectiformes; Paralichthyidae
Gene: sox11b
Product: SRY-box transcription factor 11b
Biological process (GO): anatomical structure morphogenesis; cell differentiation; positive regulation of transcription by RNA polymerase II
Molecular function (GO): RNA polymerase II cis-regulatory region sequence-specific DNA binding; DNA-binding transcription activator activity, RNA polymerase II-specific
Source: RefSeq, a predicted model, not a curated record
GUGGAGUGAGGGGUCCAUGAUCAGCUGGUUAAUAAGCCGCCGGUUUGAGGAAGAGGAUGAAGAUGGUGGAGGAUGAAGAGGAGCCGUGGACACGCUGCGGCCGAUAAACCGGAGACAAACACGGAAACCUGUCGGAACAACUUUCCCCGGGACACAGUGGAAGUCCGGGGCCGCAGGUGUGGAGCAGGAUCCCGGGUCAUGGUGCGGCGUGGCGGGGCCGCGGAGCCGCUGAGGCCGGGGUCCGGUCACAUCAAGAGACCGAUGAACGCCUUCAUGGUUUGGUCCCAGGGCGAGAGGAGGAAGAUCAUGGAGCGGUCCCCAGACACGCACAACGCCGAGAUCUCCAAGCGGCUCGGGAAGCGCUGGAAGAUGUUGAAGGACACCGAGAAGACCCCGUUCAUCCGGGAGGCGGAGCGGCUCCGGCUCCAGCACAUGGCCGACUACCCGGACUACAAGUACCGGCCCAAGAAGAAGCCCAAGACGGACGGCUGUACGUUUCCUGCGGGGAAGCCAGCCGCUCAGUCCCCGGAGAAAAGACCCGCUCAGAAAAACUCCGCCAAGAAACUGUCCAAGUUAAAGUCCGGUAAAGCGGCGGCGGGUCCCGGCAGAGCGAGCAGCCGCCCCCCGCCGCCCCCGGACCCCCGGUACCGGUACGUGUUCACCAGCAGCUUCAAAAAGCUCGUUAAACGGGAGUUCACCGAUGAUGAGGAGGAUGAAGACUCCGAGGAGGAACCGGAGCUGAGAGUGGAGGAGGACGACGAUCCGUCCCGCUACAACCGGAGCCUGUGCUCCGCCGAACCGGAGGGAAGCGGCCGCCUCUUCUACAGCUUCAAGAACAUCACCCGCCAGGGCAGCGGCUCCUCCGGACACCCGGCCCCCCUGUCCCCCUGCUGCGGGGAGGACCCGGACCAUCUCCCCGCAGUUGGGAGCGACUACACCCUGAGCCUCGUGGCCGAGCUCCACGCCUCCUCGGAGCCGUGGAGCUCGUCCUGCAGCCCGGGGAACCUGAGUCUGUCUCUGGUGGACAAAGACUUGGACUCGUGCAGCAGUGAGGGCAGCCUCGGGUCCCACUUUGACUUCCCGGACCACUGCACCCCGGAGCUCAGCCAGAUGAUCGCCGGAGACCGGCUGGAGGACAACCUCUCCGACCUGGUGUUCACCUACUGAUCCCGGGGCGGGGGAAGGAACCAGCCCGGUGUCCCGGGGCUGUGGAGCUCCAGAGCCGCUCAGGGACCGGGGGGGCCCGAGGCUGCUGCCCGGCCUCAGGGCUCAGGCAGCGGGGACAGACGGACUCUCUCUUCAGGGUUUUAUGGAUUGACUUUGAACUGAGAUCAGGAUUCAAACCUGCGGAGCUGACUUGAGUAUGUCACCGCCCCUCCAGCUGUGGGACAUGACAAACCGAACAUACCUCAUCUUUUUAUCUCAGUAUUUUCAGGCCUAUUUUUCCACAGUGUCGCUUGAUUCCUUCUUUUCCUUCAGACUCAGGUGUGACGGUUCGCUUCCUGCCUUGCUUCACAGCCGCUGCAGUUGUUUUAAACGUUGUUGUACAUGUUGUGUAAAAUAAGUUCAGGACCUUUGUUCCCAAGAGAAUCUGGAUUUUCAGUUGUUUUUGAUUUCAUGGACGGAACGUGUUUGUGUUUUAUCAUUAUUUUUGUGCAAUAUGAAAGAAAAGAGGAAAAAGCAGCAGCAGCAGCAUCCUGAGUUUCUUUUUGUAGCAGAGGAGGAAAGUGUGAAUAAAUCAGCUGGAACUGAGUCCCCUGCUCUGACUGGUUAUUGGUCCCAAUCAUCUGAUCACAUGGUCUUCACUCACAACAGACAUGAAUGUUCAGGUCACGUGACAAAGUCCAAACACCUGGUUACUGUUCUUCAUAUUUAUUUUCUACGUUUGAACACAAAUGUGUGAACGUUCAGAACUUUGAUCCUUUGAUUCAGCUCGAACAGACAACAGAGAAAAGUGUUUGUGUGUCUGUCGGUGCUGAUGUAACACAACAACACAAAGUCAAAGAUGUCACACACCUUCUCUGGACUUCAUGAAGGAACACUUUCCAUUCUCAAAUCUUUGAAUCUAAGUCAGAGCAAGUGAGAUAUUCUGAACUCUAUUUCCACACUAGUUCAGACACAGUCGAUAGAAAUGAUCUUCACAGGGAAACUUUUAACGUUACUGCAGUAAAGAGGUUCAAUCAGUACUUGUACUUUUACUCGAGUAGUUUUGAGUAUUUGUAUUUCUACUGGAGUAAAGAGUGUCUGGACUUUUACCUUCUGAGUCCAUGAAGAUGUUCCAGGUGUGAAAAGGUCAAAGUUCAGUUUCACUCUGGAACAAGUUUAAAUGUAGUUUUACUGCUGAAGCUGCUAAAUAAAGCUCAGUCGUCACAUGACGUUGGUUCACAGUCUAAACAUGUAAACGACUUGAACCUGGAUUGAAUCUGUGAAUCUGGUCUGCGACCGGUUUUUAACUCACGUUCAUUAAUUCAUCUUUUGGUCAUUUAGUUUCUGUCAGAAACUCAGAAGGACAAGUAGUGUAGACAAGUGUGUUUUUUACUGCAGGUUUUCUAUGACGUCUUCAGAUUGUUCAAAAGUUUCACACUGAUCCUUAAACACAUUUAUGUUGACGUU